CGGACUCAGCUCUCCUGCGCUCACUCACUCUCCAGCUCUUCGCUCCGUGGACUCAGAGCGCACCUGACAGCUCAUCCACAGCGGGUUGGAGAGACUCUGAGUGCAGAGACGCACAAAGACAUCCAUCCAUCCAGCUACCGGAGAAAACAAAAAGACGACAUGUCGACCUACGCUUCUUCUGAAUGCCGCCGGGUUAGCCCGUCUGUCCACGGCAACAAGUUCGACACGGCGCACCGCAAGAAAGCCGUGGCCAACAUCUUCGAGAACGUCAACCAGGACUCGCUGAUGAAGCUCUUCCAGAAAACCGGUGACAUGAAGGCGGAAGAGAGAGUCCGGAGCAUCUACUCCUACACGCAGGACCCGGAGGAGACGUCCCGGGCUCUCAUGGCUCUGAAACAGCGCAAGAAGGACAAGUUCCUCCAGAUCGCUGGCAUGGUGCGUCAGCUGCUCAACCUGCGGUGAUUGCAGCUGCUGCUGUAGCAGCGGCCCGUGUCUCUCUCUCUGUGGGCUCGUGUGUGAGCCGAACGUGAAAACACUCCCUGUGCGGGUGAGAAAGCCGCAGGUGCGGCGGCUCAUUGUCGCCGUGGAAAAGGGCGCGUCAGGCGCGCGGUGUGUGUGUGCGCGCAGCCAAGCCGCCCGGAGCGCUUGACGCAGCGGCUGUGGUGACAGCCGUGAGCCCUGCCUGGAGCGGAUGGAGCAACACAAUAACGAAUGAAGUGACUGUGGAAAUAUGAAAGGGGCUUCCACGUCUUCCCUUUGUGACACUUGAAUCCAUGAAUGCAUUCCUGGGGAUGCGCGUGACUGUGGAGCAGCAGCAUCACUCAGUGUCUCUGUGUGCGUUGAUGUUGAUGCGCAGCUGCAACAUGAGACUUUAUUGUGCCCGAAGAACCAGCCUAUACACGAAUGCCUGUCCUGAACAUGCCUUGUCUCUCACAUUCUCUUUGUUAAUAUGAACACUUUCUCAUUAGUGGCCACUGAUGUUGACAUUGUUACCAAAAAAUGUUGUGAACCUUUGUCCUAUGAACCUUUUUAAUAAAUUAUUGAAUUGUCUACAAAA
Molecule: messenger RNA, 1057 nt
Organism: Solea senegalensis (Senegalese sole)
Lineage: Eukaryota; Metazoa; Chordata; Actinopteri; Pleuronectiformes; Soleidae
Gene: tcima
Product: transcriptional and immune response regulator a
Exons: 1
Coding region: 160-462 (100 amino acids)
Biological process (GO): endothelial cell activation involved in immune response; negative regulation of Notch signaling pathway
Cellular component (GO): cytosol; nucleus
Molecular function (GO): Notch binding
Source: RefSeq, a predicted model, not a curated record